AUCACUUGUGCAAGUGCCCAGAGCACAGCGGCCAAUGCCAUCUUACGAAUUUCAGCACCAUGUGCUCAAGAACUUCAAUAUACUUCGCCUUGCGAUACAACAACAGGGGGAACUCUUGUCAAGCCUAAUGCCUCUUCAAAACUCCCUCACUGAGGCUCCCAAGCUGCUAGAGAACCCGCUCAGCUCUGUAGAAGAACUCGAAACGUUUGAAGGGCAGCUAACACCAGACCGUGAGAAGCAGUUAAUCCUGGAGCUUCCACUGCUCGGGGGAAACUCCACAAAAGUUGCAGUUCGCAGGAUAAUGUCGUAUGUUCUCAGCAAUGAACUGGGACGCCAGUACAGUUGGGAAGGAAGAAAGGGUAAAUUACCCUUGCGAGACCUAAACCUGCCAAAACUCAUCCUGCGUACCAUUCACUCUCACAAAAAAUUUGUCAAAACUACACGGUACGAAGUAGAGCACCAGAUAAAAGAGUGGCUACGCCAUGCGAGGGACAGGGCAGAAAGAGCAAGUGUUCCUAGAAGGGUCCAGGCACAAUCAACAGCAUGAAUGCAGAUCUCUCCCAAGUUGUAAGAGUGCUCGACGGCCCACUAUGUCUCACGCCACCAGAGUUUGUUUU
This is a messenger RNA of Ornithodoros turicata, 617 nucleotides long. RefSeq lists its product as uncharacterized. Lineage: Eukaryota; Metazoa; Arthropoda; Arachnida; Ixodida; Argasidae. The record is from RefSeq and is a predicted model, not a curated record. Bases 35 to 547 code for a protein of 170 amino acids. The transcript is spliced from 5 exons.